Messenger RNA from Sarcophilus harrisii (Tasmanian devil), 956 nucleotides. RefSeq names its product leukocyte-associated immunoglobulin-like receptor 2. Lineage: Eukaryota; Metazoa; Chordata; Mammalia; Dasyuromorphia; Dasyuridae. The coding region runs from base 67 to 828 and encodes 253 amino acids. The transcript is spliced from 5 exons. The record is from RefSeq and is a predicted model, not a curated record.
GCAGAGCAGCUCGGGAUCCUCCAGUUCCACACGCUCCCCUCGGCCGAGUGACCCUGGCUGGGCACCAUGUGCUUCCCUAGGCCCGGCGCGCUUUGUCUCGGCCUGUUUCUUUCAGGACUGCAGGUGGUCUCUGGUGGAUUCGAAGACGUGCAACUGCAGCUGCUGCCGCCCCCCAAGCUCUCCUUGGAGCCCGGCUUCCCGGCCAAGCUGGGGAGCUCAGUGACGUAUCUGUGCGUGGGCGCCUUCGGCUCCCAGAGCUACCGCCUGGUCCGGGAGGAGCGCGGCCGCCUUUGGACCGUGAUCAAGAUGGCGGGCCUGUGGGGCGGCCGCGGGGCCAUGUUCAACCUGACGGACCUGGCGGCCGAGCAGGCCGGGCGCUACCUGUGCGUCUACGAGUUCGGGCGCCUCUACUCCAAGAACAGUGACAAGGUCCCGCUCAUUAUAAGGAACAUCCUGGAGAGCCCCUUCCUGUGGGUCUCCCCGCCCGGCUCCGUGGGCCCACGCCAGACCCUGUACUUCCACUGCAACUCCACCCUGCCCCUGGACAAGUACUACCUGUACCACGGGGCCAUCGAGGCCAACAAGCCCUUCAUCGAGCCCCUGAAGACCUCGGCACACGAGGCCCAGUUCUUCUUCCAGGAGAUACUCCGGCACCAGCUGGGCGAGUACCUGUGCCUGGCCUACCACUCCUACAACCCCUACCACCUGACUGGCCUCAGCAACAAGGUGCUGGUCACUGCCGGUGCCCCCCCUCGCCCGCCUCCUCCUGGAAGGCGUCUGAUCCACACGGCCCUAACCAUGGCUGCCCUCGCACGGCUGCUGGCCUAGGCCGGGCGGCAAGGGGAGCCCCCCAGCGCCUCCCUGGGACCCCCCACCGCCUCCCUGGGACCCCCCCCACCGCCUCCCUGGGACUCCCCACCGCCUCCCUGGGACCCCCCCACGGCCUCCCUGGGACC